Messenger RNA from Harpegnathos saltator (Jerdon's jumping ant), 1870 nucleotides. RefSeq names its product beta-1,3-glucan-binding protein. NCBI's taxonomy places the organism in Eukaryota, Metazoa, Arthropoda, Insecta, Hymenoptera, Formicidae. Bases 318 to 1724 code for a protein of 468 amino acids. The record is from RefSeq and is a predicted model, not a curated record. Gene Ontology annotation, molecular function: carbohydrate binding; hydrolase activity, hydrolyzing O-glycosyl compounds. The transcript is spliced from 8 exons. Gene Ontology annotation, biological process: carbohydrate metabolic process.
GUAAAAGGAUACGGGAUUUCCUUGUACGACAAUGCUGAAGAAACUGAUAUCAGUGAACGCGUGACUAGGUUUAUCGAGGGAAUCCCUGGGACAAAAAAGUUUACACGACCACAAGGAGUAACGAAAGCGCGAGAAGGGAGGGGCAAAGAAGAUAUAGAAGGCGAGACGCGAUGGUUGCACCGAAAGAUCGUUCAAUGCACCGUAUGCGUGCGCACGUAUCAGCUUUUUUCCAAAUUCCCCGCGAGCUCGGCGUUCGACACCCCUUUUGUCGCAUCCCGUUUGUAACUUGGUCGGAAAUUUAGUAACAGAUUGCAAACAUGUCCGUCUACUGUGCAAUAUUUCGGCUAAUAUUUGCAUUGGCCUGCAUAUUCACGAAACCAGUGUUCACCUACGUGCUACCGGAUCCAACUUUUGAAGUGUUAAUACCCCGAGGUCUUCGAGUUUCCAUACCUGACGCACCGGGCUUACGUAUAUUUGGUUUUCACGCCAACAUCAACAAGGAGAUUCGUUCUACGGAGUUCGGCGACAUAGCCGGUGACGUUUUUCUGGCGCGAAACGACCGCUGGACUUUCCAGAAUUCUGCAGCGAGGAUAUCAAAUGGAGAUGUAAUUAAUUAUUGGAUUUAUGCGCAAGUGAACGGGGAGAACUACAAGAAGGAAGACCAGACGUGGACGUACAACCAGCGUGCCAACCAGGAGUCCAUGUCAAACAUUGAAAGUCACUUGGCGGCAAAUCAAAUGUCAACCGAUGGUCAAUUGAUAUUUGAAGAUAAUUUCGAUACCUUCAACGAAUCAUUGUGGAGUCGCGAGUUAAAAAUGCCAUUAAGUCCGGACUAUGAGUUCUGCGUGUAUCACAACCAAAAUCAUCAAAUGCUCGUGCAAAUCAACGACGGUCAACUUCUCUUAACGCCCAUUAUACUGGAGGAUUAUUACGGCGAGAAUGCGACCGCCUACGGGAAAUUGCAACUUAACGGGUGUACCAGCAACGUUCCCAUGGAAUGCUCGCGGCGAGCGGUAUCCUUCAGCAUCCUGCCGCCCGUAAUAUCCGUGCGUCUCACUACGAGGCAUUUCUUUAGCUUCCGAUAUGGAAAAAUCGAAAUACGCGCCAAGUUUCCACAGGGCGACUGGUUGUACCCAGAGAUGUGGCUCGAGCCGAAAUAUAUGACGUAUGGACCGAACUACGCAAGCGGCCGUGUUCUUCUGGGUCAGACGCGCGGUAACGAGAACCUGGUGAACGCCACGGAUCCCUCGAUAAUUUACGACAGCAGACGACUAGACUUUGGCGUGAGAAUGGGCAUGUCGCCGAGCAUCCAGGAAAGACUCGUCUCGAAGAUCCUCGAGUCCGGACCAAAAUGGACGCAGAAUUUCCACGUAUACACGACUGUCUGGAACAACAAUGGAUUCAGGUUUCUGGUGGACGGCGAAGAAAUUGGCCAUGUAGGACCUAGCCUGCUAGGAUGGGUGCCGGGUGCUUACAACGGCAAAAAAAGAACUGCCCCGUUCGAUCAAGAGUUCUACAUCACUCUGGGCGUCGGGGCGGGCGGGGUGCGGGUGUUCCCGGACGGUACGAAGAGUGCAGAAUAUCCAAAGCCAUGGAGCAACAAGAACCCUAAGGCAAUGCUGCAUUUUUGGAACGCCCGGAAUCAGUGGCUGCCGAGUUGGACGCGGGACGGCGGCAAGAAGAUUAGCUUUGCGAUAGAUUACAUCAGGGUGUGGUCCUUCUGAACGGUUCUACGUUGAUGUUCACCAUUCACUCUUUGCUUUUUUUUUUUCUUGUCAUUCAUAUCACCGCCUUUUUAUUGUUAUUUUUAUAACGGUAGGGUUCCCUUUCGCAUGACGGCUACGCUAUUCGACGCCCGCCGUCGAUAUAA